Molecule: messenger RNA, 291 nt
Organism: Prunus armeniaca (apricot)
Lineage: Eukaryota; Viridiplantae; Streptophyta; Magnoliopsida; Rosales; Rosaceae
Source: the annotation of a GenBank genome assembly
AUGAGAACAUUAGCCUCAGGGGUUGGAUGUUUAGGGGAGAGAGAUAGUGGCCAUACGGGAAGAAUGGGUUGGUGGAGCAACAUUAGCAAUGUGAUGGAAGAUACUAGAUGGUUGGUGGUCGACAUGUAUGUGACGGAUGUUCUGUAUCAACCUCGAAAGGGCAGCGGUGUGGCACAUGCUCUUACUCAAUUUGGCUUGAAGAAGGCUCCAGUUUCGUUUGAAUGGCACCUUGAUUUUCCUCCUUGUGGGGAUUUUUUCUUCUUCAUCGCAAUUCAAGUCAUUGUUGUUUAG